AUGGCCCCCCCUGGCGGGCCCACUACGAGAACGAACCAACUCACGCGUCAGGAAGCGGCGGGAUGGAGCACGCACCCGCUCACGCACGACUGGUGGCAGCCGACAGUGGAGGCCUUGCAGCAAGCGGACCCCGUGCCAGCCGAGACCUUCGCCCAAGGGCUGGAGUCCGCAGGGGCCAGCCCAGGGGCGAUAUAUGCCGUGAUCGCCGCUGGGGGCGGAGCACGCCCUGGACACGUGCACCUGCCGCCUGUGGUCAGAGCGCUGGCGGACAGCGCUGGCUACAUCGACAACCUCGCCCAGGACCUCUUGCUCGAGCUCUUCGGGGGGGUCGUGCUGGCGCGGGGGGUCGACCGGCGCGCAGACGAGCUCCGCGACCCGGCCAGGAGAGAGGCGGGGCAGCAAAGGAUCCCCAAGGAGCAACUCCUGGAGAGGUUCACCCGCUUCGAGGCUGGAGACUGGGCGCAGCUUUUGACAGAAGCACAGCCGGGCCCGCCGCGCAGGCCGCCCGAGCGAGACGCGAACGGGCAGAGCAGGGCGCCCGAGGCACGACGGGGCCGGGCGCCAGACGAAAACGAGGAGCUCCGCAGCCGCUGCGAGAGGGCCCGCGAGCUGAUCCGCCUCGGCGAGGUCUCGGCGGCGCGGCAAGCGCUGACAGCGAGCGCGGUGGCACCAGGCACACAGGCCACUCUGGACGAACUCCGGGACCCGGCACGCUGCCUGCAGCAGCCGAGAGAGCAGCUCAGCGAGCGAGCCGCCCGCGCGCCGCCGCAAGGCCUCGCCAGCCUGGAACCAGACCGCCUCCUCACGAACGUGCGCAGGAGUCGCCGGGGCGCUGCGCCGGGCCCCUCAGGGAUGACGGGAGAACACUUGCAGACGCUGCUGGACGACGAGCACUGCUGCGACCUCCUGCACCACGCUGCCACGCUCCUUGCGAGGGCGGAAAUCCCUGGCCCCGUGGCAGAGGCCCUCCGGCUCGGCCGCCUCACGGCGCUGCGCAAGAGCAACGGGAGGGUGCGAGGCAUCGUGACUGGCGACGUCUUCAGGAUACCACACGUCGGGGACCUGCAAUCCUCGUGGCUCCUGCUCAGCAUGUGCGCCAACCCCCGGGCCAACUUCUUCCUGAGGGCGCUGGCUCCCGAGGACACGGCCGCCUUCGCCGCAGCGCACGACGACAACCUGGCCAACGCGCUCGCCGACUUGCUGGAACUCCCGCAAGAAGCUGUCGCAGAAGGCACGUCAGCGCGCCAACGCUGCCAACUGCCGCUUUGCAUGGGGGGGCUCGGCCUGCGAAGCGCGUCCAGGACGGCGCCGGCGGCCUGGUGGGCUUCCUGGGCAGACUGCGCGCAGAUGCUCCGCGAACGCUGCCCCGAGCUCACAAACCAGAUCUGCGCUGCACUGAGCGAGCUGGACCGGGGCCCGCUGCCGGCCGCUCCCGGGUGCUUACAACAAGCCAGCAGGGCAAAGGAGCACCUCUCGGCGCACGGCUUCGCCGCGCCCAACUGGCACGACCUUGCGCAGGGCGCCCGGCCACCGCCGACGCACGAACGGGAGCACGGCGAAUGGGCGCACGGCUGGCAGUUCUGGGCCGCCAGAGUCUUGGAGAACACAGCCCGACAGCAGCUCCUCAACGCCUCCACGCCGCCGGACCGCGCCCUCCUCCGGUCACAGAGCGGGCCGUGCGCGGGACGAGCCUUCACCGCGCUGCCCACGACGGGGGACUUCCACAUCCCGCCGGCAGAAUUCAGAGUCCUGCUCCUCAGGCGCUUGCGAUUUGAUUUACCCUUCGCAGCGAGCGCUUGCAGAUGCAGAGGCAGACUGGACGCCAGAGGUGACCGCAGAGCGGCGUGCCCAAGGGCAGGGGUGCUCAAGAAGAGAUCCAUCCCAUUGGAGAAAGCGGCUGCGCGUAUCUGCCGCGAGGCCGGGGGCCGAGUCGCAGAGAAUCAGCUCCUGCGAGACCUCAACGUGGACGGCGUCGACCCCCGCGACGGGCGCAAGAUCGAGGUCAUCGCGAACGGCCUGCCGCUCUGGGGAGGAGCGCAGCUGGCGAUUGACGCGACCCUGGUGUCGCCAGUCCGCACCGACGGCACCGCGCAGCCCAGAGCCGCGGACGAGGACGGAGUCCAGCUCGCGGUCGCGCGGGGCCGGAAGGAAGCGACCUACCCCGAGCUCAUCGGGUCAAGGAGAUGCCGAUUGGUUGUGCUGGGCUUGGAAGUCGGCGGCAGGUGGUCCGAGGAGGCCCUGACCUUCGUCCGGCUGCUCGCCAGGAGCAGAGCCCGCAGCGCGCCGCAGCGACUCCGAGCGUCGGCGCGGGCGGCGUACCUACACCGCUGGACAGGCUUGGCUGCGGUCGCGGCCCAGAGGGCGUUCGCGGCCACGCUGCUGGAGUUGCCGCCGCACACCCUGGCCGUCGACGGGGACGAGCCGCACCUCGCCGACCUCCUGGCGGACGCCCGCUACACGGAGACGCCGGAGCGAGACGAGGCGCCGCGGCCGGCGGAGCCCCGCUGCGAGGGGGCGGAGGCGGAGGCGGCGGGCUGCGGCUGGCUGGGGCCCGCCAGGGGCCGGCCGAGGCGCGAGGGUGGCGGCGCGCUGGCUGGCGGAGGACAGACGGCCGCCUUCGCCGCAGCGCACGACGACAACCUGGCCAACGCGCUCGCCGACUUGCUGGAACUCCCGCAAGAAGCUGUCGCAGAAGGCACGUCAGCGCGCCAACGCUGCCAACUGCCGCUUUGCAUGGGGGGGCUCGGCCUGCGAAGCGCGCCCAGGACGGCGCCGGCGGCCUGGUGGGCUUCCUGGGCAGACUGCGCAGACUGCGCGCAGAUGCUCCGCGAACGCUGCCCCGAGCUCACAAACCAGAUCUGCGCAGCACUGAGCGAGCUGGACCGGGGCCCGCUGCCGGCCGCUCCCGGGUGCUUACAACAAGCCAGCAGGGCAAAGGAGCACCUCUCGGCACACGGCUUCGCCGCGCCCAACUGGCACGACCUUGCGCAGGGCGCCUGGCCACCGCCGACGCACGAACGGGAGCACGGCGAAUGGGCGCGCGGCUGGCAGUUCUGGGCCGCCAGCGCCUGCGAUUUGAUCUACCCUUCGCAGCGAGCGCUUGCAGAUGCAGAGGCAGACUGGGCGCCAGAGGCCGGGGGCCGAGUCGCAGAGAAUCAGCUCCUGCGAGACCUCAACGUGGACGGCGUCGACCCCCGCGACGGGCGCAAGAUCGAGGUCAUCGCGAACGGCCUGCCGCUCUGGGGAGGAGCGCAGCUGGCGAUUGACGCGACCCUGGUGUCGCCAGUCCGCGCCGACGGCACCGCGCAGCCCAGAGCCGCGGACGAGGACGGAGUCCAGCUCGCGGUCGCGCGGGGCCGGGAGGAAGCGACCUACCCCGAGGUCAUCGGGUCAAGGAGAUGCCGAUUGGUCGUGCUGGGCUUGGAAGUCGGCGGCAGGUGGUCCGAGGAGGCCCUGACCUUCGUCCGGCUGCUCGCCAGGGCCAGAGCCCGCAGCGCGCCGCAGCGACUCCGAGCGUCGGCGCGGGCGGCGUACCUACACCGCUGGACAGGCUUGGCCGCGGUCGCGGCCCAGAGGGCGUUCGCGGCCGCGCUGCUGGAGUUGCCGCCGCACACCCUGGCCGUCGACGGGGACGAGCCGCACCUCGCCGACCUCCUGGCGGACGCCCGCUGCACGGAGACGCCG
This is a messenger RNA of Prorocentrum cordatum, 3684 nucleotides long. Lineage: Eukaryota; Dinophyceae; Prorocentrales; Prorocentraceae. The record is from the annotation of a GenBank genome assembly.